This is a messenger RNA of Arabis nemorensis, 183 nucleotides long. The record is from the annotation of a GenBank genome assembly. Lineage: Eukaryota; Viridiplantae; Streptophyta; Magnoliopsida; Brassicales; Brassicaceae.
AUGAAUUUGAGGAUGUUUCGUUUGCCGGGAAGUUUCGUUGUUGUUCUGCUUUCAAGGCUUGUUGGCUCUAGUCCGUGUUACUGGUUCGAAGAACGACGAGGCUCGUGGCUCUUGUACGAAUUGUGGAUGUGUUGGGCACUUGACGCUUCGGAGUAUGAAUUUCUUGAGUGCAAAGGAGGAUAA